Amblyraja radiata (thorny skate) is the source of this 2581-nucleotide messenger RNA. Its product is annotated as ADAMTS-like protein 2. The transcript is spliced from 12 exons. The coding region runs from base 296 to 2188 and encodes 630 amino acids. Gene Ontology annotation, biological process: proteolysis; extracellular matrix organization. Gene Ontology annotation, cellular component: extracellular matrix. Lineage: Eukaryota; Metazoa; Chordata; Chondrichthyes; Rajiformes; Rajidae. The record is from RefSeq and is a predicted model, not a curated record. Gene Ontology annotation, molecular function: metalloendopeptidase activity.
GAAAUAAAGACCCAGGGAUUUGUCCAUUCUCUUUAGCGCAUGGCAUUGAAGAGGAAACAUUUCCUAUUUUAACCUGCUGCGCAAACUUCAAAGGCAGGCAGGCAGCCUGGAAGUAGCUCCUGGUCGCAACCCCUUGUGACUUGCUGGGAGAGUGAGUGACUUGCAGCCACAGGCGUGUAACUUAUUCAGGUCGACCGCUCUCUUCCUGACUGGCAGUCUGCCUCCUCUUUUGUGUCGCUUUGGGGGUUUCAUCAAGCUCUCCCUUGAUGUGUUCCUCCUGCAGUUCUGCCGGAGAAUGGCUGCCAGGGUUAGGACUCUCAGCUACAGGUCUGCUGCGCUUUUCACCUAUUCUGUGUUUUUGCUUCUGCGGCGGGUCGAAGCUCACGGCUAUCAGGACAGCAGUGAAGUCCCGGACCGGGACCAAAGCAGAGAAGAGGAUGUGGCGAAGUGGUGGGGAGAAUGGAGCUCUUGGUCGACCUGCAGUCGGAGCUGUGGCGGAGGAGUUAUGUCGCAGGAGAGGCACUGUUUACAACAGCGACGUAUAAUUUCACAAAGUAAAAAUGGUACAUUUUGCACUGGAUCACCACGACGCUAUCACUUGUGCCAAAUCCAGCCCUGUCCAAACAAUGGUGCCAGUUUCAAACAGCAGCAAUGUUCAGCUUUCAAUGCCAAAGCCUUCAGUGGCCGAUAUUAUCAUUGGGUUCCAUUGUAUCCAGAUGACUACAUUAAUAUUUCAAACAAGCCGUGCGAUUUGCAAUGCACCACUACUGAUGGAGAGCGGCAGCUAAUGGUCCCUGCUCAGGAUGGUACCUCUUGCCGGGACAGAACCUAUCAGGGUGUGUGCAUCACUGGACGAUGUGAGCCCAUUGGAUGUGAUGGUCUCCUGUAUUCCUCCAAAAGACUCGAUAAAUGUGGACUGUGCGGUGGGGAUGGCAGCACCUGCUUCCGGAUCUCAGGCACCUACCGACGAGGCAUCACACACUUAGGUUACCUCUUUAUAACAAACAUUCCAGUUGGUGCUUCUGACAUUCAAAUAAUUGAAAGGAGGAAAACAGAAAAUAUUUUAGCUCUCGCAGAUGAAGGGGGCUACUUCUUCUUUAAUGGGAACACUGCAAUUGAUAAUCCUCGGAAUUUCCGAAUAGCGGGAACAGUGUUCAAGUACAGGCGGCCUGCAAACCCACUGUCUGAUGGCUUUGAGUACAUCAUUGCCCAAGGACCUACAAACCAGGGACUGAACGUAAUGUAUUACAACCUCAACGGGAAGAUGCCUCACGUGACGUACGAGUACACGAUCCCGCGGCCACCCGUCCUGAAGUCUGCGCCGCCUGUUCAACGUCCCUUCUACCUCAAUGUCCCCAAAUCCAAGUAUGAAGACAAUGACAACAGCUGGCAUCGAGUCAAGCUCCACUCAGGCCCUAAUGCGCUACAGUCCAACAUGAUCAGUCUAAGUCCGACACCUUGGAAUACAACAAGCACUUUGCACCACCCCCACUUCCACAGUAACUUUAGAAGCAGUUCACAGCAGAGCAGUCUUCGAGAGAUGUGUAGGAAUAGCUCUCUGAACGCUGCUCUGCCUGUCCUGUGUACGGAGAUGCAGGCCAACCUGUCGGCCAGACUCAGGACUGAGAACUUCACCAGCCACUCCAAAACGGGACUCGACAGCCAACAACUGGAGGAGCCAAAGCAGGAGCGCAUUCUUGAACAGCUUCAUACGGGUUCAGAGCCCGGCAUUAACACUGGAGCUGAGGAAAGGUUUAGCUACAGCCUGCUAACUGAUUCACUUUACCCACUGUCCAACUCCACCUCGUUUCACCUUUUGAACUUUGUGAAUAACCACAGAACUGAACAAGUGCAGUCACCGGACACUGAAAGCAAUGAGUUUGAAGACGGGGAGAUUGACCACGACAUCAGUCUGGCCGACAUGUACAGAUGGAAGGUAUCGGCGUACGCACCCUGCAGUUCCACAUGUACCACAGGUGCCUUUGGAAACCCUACAGCCCUUCACUUGUUCAAGUACAGGGCCUUUAAUCGUUCACCCAGUUGGAGGGUGGGAUUGGAGGUGAUGAGAACGAGUAUCAGAAGAAUGGGUUAUUCUGUUGUUAUCUUGCGAUGGUCGCGGCUCAGUUACCUCCACAGCCAACAGAGUCAAAGGUCGGCAGUCCCACCAUAUCCAGCCAAUCAGCUCUGAGAAUAACCAAAACACUGCAGAUGCAGGAAAUCUGGAAUAAAAUCAGGUCAGGCUGCAUCUAUGUGAAGAGAAACAGCCCUGAUGUUUUGGGUCUGAGACCCUUUGUCACGAACUGCAAAAGAGAGGCAGAAAUAAUUUUAAAAUUGGAGAGAAAAUGGCUAGAGGAAUGGAUAGGACAAAGGGAAUAUCUAUGAUAAGGUGGGAUCAAGUCAAAUGGGUUAAUAAAGCAAUUGGAGGAUGAUUGUACUUUAGACUGUGGAGAAGGGACUUUCAGCCCACCGUGCCCACGCCGACCGCGAUCCCCAUAAACUAGCAUUAUCCCACGCACAAGGGAAAGUUUACAAUUUUAUUGAAGCCAAUUAACCGAUAAAUCUGCACAUCUUUGGAGUGUGG